AUGAUUACUAUAAACCGCUUUUUAACAAUAAAAUAUCCAAAUAAAAGAUUUUUUCAAAGAAGAACAUGGCCUUUUAUAUCAUCCGGUAUACAAUGGAUAAUAUCUAUUCUAAUACCAGUACCUUAUCUUAUUUAUUUAGUUGAGGGAUGUGCACGUCAAGAGCAAACACCAUAUUGGUUACAAAUCUAUUCCUUUGUUAUUUUUAUCAUUGUACCAUUGAUUCUCAAUGCAAUUUCUAAUUCAUUGAUAUUUAUUACUGUUCGAUCUUCGAGCCGACGUGUUGCUCAAGCAGUAGCAGCAACCACAGGCCCAACGGCUAAAAUCAAUCAUUCAAGUAGUCGAGAUACUCGUUUACUUAAGCAUAUGCUUUUUAUUUUUGUUGCGUACAUAAUUGGAUGGUUACCUGUUUCUUGUAUUUUACUUUUGAAUGUGGAUGUUUAUGUAAAUUUAACUGUUUCUCAAUUCUUACGAUUGUUACCUGUAAUUAGUUCAUUCAUCACUAUAUUCGAUUUGUUCUUCUAUAAUCGUGAUCUAACAAAAUAUCUUACAGAAAAUUUUUUUAAAUAUUUACAUAUAAAAUAA
Molecule: messenger RNA, 582 nt
Organism: Adineta steineri
Lineage: Eukaryota; Metazoa; Rotifera; Eurotatoria; Adinetida; Adinetidae
Source: the annotation of a GenBank genome assembly